Messenger RNA from Haliotis rubra (blacklip abalone), 2595 nucleotides. Its product is annotated as probable RNA polymerase II nuclear localization protein SLC7A6OS. Gene Ontology annotation, biological process: developmental process. The transcript has 5 exons. Lineage: Eukaryota; Metazoa; Mollusca; Gastropoda; Lepetellida; Haliotidae. The coding region runs from base 28 to 1140 and encodes 370 amino acids. The record is from RefSeq and is a predicted model, not a curated record.
GACUGGGCAAUAGUAUGUCAAGCAAACAUGGCGGCUAUUGUCAGAGUGAAACGACGUAGAAGUGAAGAACCCGUCGAAUCCCUGGUAUUUUCCAGUAAAAGAUUGAAAGAAAAUGACAGCCAGGAAGGAAGCAGUAACAAAGAAAUUACUGGUUUACUUAAGUUUGCUGGGACAGUACCUUUACAGGAAACUAAUGUUUCAACAUUCAUCAGAGAAGCCAUCAAAAAAGACAAAUUGCAAAAAGAAUACAAGAGCCACAGCCAAAGCCAUGACAGCUGGACAGUGCGACAGAGGAACCACCAGAGACAGCAGUCAAGAUCCAACAGAUACAAGGUGGUAUCCAGUUUGAGGUCUCCUCAGUUGGACAAACUUGACACAGUAGACAAUGGGGGACAAGAUGGGUGUAACCAACAGAAGAAACAACCAGGGAAAGAAGAAACCCCAAGUACAAGUCAAGUGAGUGAUGGUGUUUUGACAGACAAUGGUGUCAGUGUUCCGGAGAAGAUGUUCUGUUUGUUUGAUGUAGAAGAGGAGGCUGUGAAUCAUAUCAGGACUGCAUUGCCCAGCACAGCACCUGCUGCUCCCUCCUCCACAUACAGCAACAUAACAUGCAACUCAGUGCCCAUGGUCCGUGAGGCUGUAGGCAGGCAGAGAGAGAGUGAGUACGUGUACGACCUGUAUUACACCAACAGCCAACAGCUGGACUUCAGACAGCUGCAGGACUUCCUCACCAUCCAGGCGUUUGGAGAUGAACUUGUGUUUGCGGACAAUCGUGCUGAUGAAGAGGAAUUUGUUGAGGUGUAUGAUGAUGAGGAUGACAGUAAUGAUGAAGGAAACUGGAGGAAUGAUUACCCUGAGGAAGACCCUCACUUCAUUGAGAACCAUGAACAGGAGUACAGCUAUGGAGAUGAUGAUGUUGGUCACCACAGAUAUGACACCGGAGACCCUCUGGCUUCAUUCAUGGCAGCUAGCUGUAAUAUUCGUACCAGUGGGGUGCCACAGGAGGAUGGUUUGGAGUAUGACGUACUGGCUGGUCCUCAGAGGUCCUACGAUUCCUACUACCGGUCCAUGCUACAGGACCUAGGGGAGGACCUGGUGGAUGAGGGUGAUGAUGAAGAGGACGACUACGAUGUCAGAUGAAUUGUGGACAGUACAGUAACACAAGACGUCAUGUAUUUACAAGUGCAAUGAAUUGUCGUCAGUCCUCCAUGAGAACACAGUAUUCUUCAUGUCAGCAGGGAAAUCAUAGCUGUUAUGUUCAAGCACUGUCUUGCUGGAGAUACAUUCAUUGGUGUAUUAUGUUUUAGUCUGGCUUAAGUAUAGUGGUGUGACAGACUAGUUUAAUGACAAUCCAUCUCUGAUCUACCUGCUGUCCGAGUCUGGCUUAUGAAACUCAUUGGUUCUGUAGACUUUAAAGAAGUCGUCUUCACAGGCUUGUGGCUCUGAAGUAUGUUUUUUGUUUGAAAAAUAAUAUAACCAGAUACAGGAACUGAACAUGUUGUGACAUGGGUGCAGCAUGAAGCAUUUAGAUAAUGAAGCAGUCAAAGAGUAAAGCUUGCAUCAAGGAAGAGGUGUAUGAUGGAUUGUCCCUGGCAUGACUGAUAGGCAGUGUUCCCGGAAUCUGUCUUGAUUCUCUACAAUACUAACAAGGACAAUUGGACCACAUUGUUCUGAUCAGAGCCUGGUAAUGAUGGCAUGUUUGGUUCUGAAAGGAUUAUAACUCUUUCUGGAUCUCCGUGCUGAAAGGUACUGUGUAGAGUUGCCUCCCUUGUGCCAUCGAUUUUCAAGUGUUUGGUUUAUUCAUUGAGCUGUCAGCAUGAUGCCCUGCUUCUUCGCCUCAUGGAAGUGUCAAUAGUUUGUGUCACUCAGGCUUCUCACACAAACCAGGAUGCUGAAAAACCCUAGAAGUACUGCUUGAAGUGUUCUCAGUUCCAGUUCAUUCACUACUUUGUAAACCUUGGGCCUCAGCCUCCAUAAUUACUGCCAUUAAGGAGGAACAAGGCUUUGGCAAAACCGUAACAUGAGCAAAUGUCAUUGAGGUAGUUUGAUGAAGACAACACAUCAAGUAUGAAAUGUAGGUGACAGCAAUAUGAAGUGGAGUAUACAUACAGCCAACACUCAGGAGAACUUGGUUCCUGGUCUUCAAUGUGUGAUAUAUGAUAAGUCAUCACCUUGAAGGACAAACACAAGAAUUCAUAGUGCAUUUCUAAUACACUCAUUAAAACCUAUUUAAAGCUGUGGCCAGUUCUCACUUAUCAUUCUCUACAGUUUCCAUUUUUGGAAAAAUGGUCAAGCUUGCCUCAGAAUUUUAAGAAGCUGUGUAGUUAUUUGUGGAAAUCUUUCUUCACAAAAGGUAAGAUGUAGGUGCAGCGAGUCAGCUGGUUGUUUGUCAUGUAGUGGACGUCAGUCACCACUAGGAAUGUUCAUGUGUUCAGUUUUAUGUUUUACUUUCUCUUGCUGCCAGUCCUAGCGGAAACACUGCUGAAGCAGUAUUAAACAUUAAAGGCGCUACAACCAAUGGAUACAUGCUGAGAGGAGACUUUGACAUGUUUCUAUUAUAUAUUUCAGAAUGCAAAUAAACCAAUCAUAUAGUAA